CACUCCACCUGGCUCCGGCUCCCUCUGGCCCCAGGCACUUGACCUGGCAAAGUGGCCCACAGUCUUGGCCAGAGAACUUGGAGCGGCUGUGCUCUAACAGAAGGCCAGAUCUCAAAAUUUCUGAUUGAUUUUCUUUCCUAGAAUCCAGCCCAAGGAGGCCUCUUACCAGACACCCAACUCCAAGGAACCCCCCACCUGCCCGGGGCACAAACUGUCAACAGUCCUACCUACAAUGCAGGCCGCUGGGUAUCUGGAGCCCCUUCGCAUCAGGGGUGCCUCCUCCCUCACCCCACUGGGUGCCAACGUCUCUCAGGACAAUGGCACUGGCCACAAUGCCACCUUCUCCGAGCCGCUACCGAUCCUCUAUGUGCUCCUGCCUGCCGUGUACUCCGGGAUCUGCGCCGUGGGGCUGACUGGCAACACGGCCGUCAUCCUUGUCAUCCUGAGGGCGCCCAAGAUGAAGACGGUGACCAACAUGUUCAUCUUGAAUCUGGCCAUUGCUGACGGGCUCUUCACACUUGUGCUGCCCGUCAAUAUCGCAGAGCACCUGCUACAGCACUGGCCAUUUGGGGAGCUUCUCUGCAAGCUGACGCUGGCCGUCGACCACUACAACAUCUUCUCCAGCAUCUACUUCCUGGCCGUGAUGAGCGUGGACCGAUACCUGGUGGUGCUGGCCACCGUGCGGUCCCGCCACAUGCCCUGGCGCACCUACCGGGGGGCGAAGGUCAUCAGCCUGUGUGUCUGGGUGGGCGUCACGGUCCUGGUUCUGCCCUUCUUCUCUUUUGCUGGCGUCUACAGCAACGAGCUGCAGGUGCCAAGCUGUGGGCUGAGCUUCCCGCAGCCCGAGCAGGCCUGGUCCAAUGCCAGCCGCAUCUACACGGUGGUCCUGGGCUUCGUGGUGCCUGUGUGCACCAUCUGUGUGCUCUACACAGACCUGCUGCGCAGGCUAAGGGCCGUGCAGCUCUGCUCUGGCGCCAAGGCUCUAGGCAAGGCCAGGCGGAAGGUGACCAUCCUCGUCCUGGUCGUGCUAACCGUGUGUCUCCUCUGCUGGACACCCUUCCACCUGGCCUCCAUCGUGGCCCUGGCCACAGACCUGCCCCAGACCCCGCUGGUCAUCAGCAUGUCCUACGUCAUCACCAGCCUCAGCUACGCCAACUCGUGCCUGAACCCCUUCCUCUAUGCCUUUCUGGACGACAGCUUCCGCAAGAAUUUCCGCACCAUGUUCCGGUGCUGAGGGGCCUGAGCACCCAUCAUCACCCUCACCAUCACCCCCACCCCCACCCACCAGUUCAGGUGGCCUCUUCCAGGGGACGCUGUGCCUGUUUACAUCCCCAUGCUGUCUUCUCCACACAGCAAGACACGGACCCUCAAAUGCUGGCCACCAAACCUCCAGAGAGAGCCAUGGACAUAUACCUCCCACGUCUGCUUCCUGGACAGCCCCUGGGUGGACAGCAGCAGGGAUCCAGGUCAGAGCAGAGCAAGCAUCCUUAGUCCAAUCACCCACAAGGGACAGACAGAUGGACAAGCCCUGGAAGGUUCUGGGGCUGGGGUUCCCUAAUGACAGUGGUUGGAAGGGGAAGGAACCCAAACCAUGAUCUCGACCUGGGCCAGCACUGUGUGGCACAGUCAGGAUCCCUUGGACUCUUCCCAAGACAGGGUUGGGAGGUGGCACAGUGUGGGCACCUCAGGCAGCAGUGCUAUGCUGCUGCAAAGGCCAGCGACACCUGCAGCAACUGAGACCACGAAAUCCACUGUCACGGCCUGAAACCCAAGUGACGUUCCAGCAGUCGGCCAUCCCCGCCACGCCCUCAUGCCACGGCCUUGUGCUCCUUUGUACCCCCCCAGGCCGUGGCCAAUGGUCCUCUCAUAGUUUGCUACAGGGUACAGGGCCCUUCUGCCAGGACCUCUGGGCCACCAUGGCCUAGGGACCAUCUGUCACUUGGACAGGCUGGCACCUGGAACUCUUCCUCCCACGGUGUGGCUGGGGCUUGUACUCAGCCAGCAGGAGCUG
Messenger RNA from Sapajus apella (tufted capuchin), 2011 nucleotides. RefSeq names its product neuropeptides B and W receptor 2 (gene NPBWR2). The record is from RefSeq and is a predicted model, not a curated record. Gene Ontology annotation, molecular function: neuropeptide receptor activity; neuropeptide binding. Bases 233 to 1234 code for a protein of 333 amino acids. Gene Ontology annotation, biological process: neuropeptide signaling pathway. The transcript has a single exon. NCBI's taxonomy places the organism in Eukaryota, Metazoa, Chordata, Mammalia, Primates, Cebidae. Gene Ontology annotation, cellular component: membrane; neuron projection.